Fusarium pseudograminearum CS3096 is the source of this 348-nucleotide messenger RNA. RefSeq lists its product as uncharacterized. Gene Ontology annotation, cellular component: cytosol; nucleoplasm. The record is from RefSeq and is a predicted model, not a curated record. Gene Ontology annotation, biological process: proteasome-mediated ubiquitin-dependent protein catabolic process; nucleotide-excision repair. The transcript is spliced from 2 exons. The annotation marks the transcript as partial. Gene Ontology annotation, molecular function: ubiquitin binding; proteasome binding; polyubiquitin modification-dependent protein binding. NCBI's taxonomy places the organism in Eukaryota, Fungi, Ascomycota, Sordariomycetes, Hypocreales, Nectriaceae.
UUCCAGCAACUUCGUCAGAUUGUUCAGCAACAACCGCAAAUGCUUGAGCCCAUCCUUCAGCAGCUUGGUGCCGGUAACCCCCAACUCGCCGAGUUGAUCGCCUCAAAUCCCGACCAAUUCCUCCAGCUUCUCGGCGAGUAUGCCGAUGACGACGUCCCUUUGCCGCCUGGAGCUCAGGCUAUUUCAGUUACCGAGGAGGAGCGUGACGCCAUUGAGAGGCUUUGCCGUCUCGGAUUCGAUAGAGAUGCCGCGAUCCAGGCUUACUUUGCCUGUGAUAAGAACGAAGAGCUCGCUGCCAACUUCCUCUUCGACCAACCGGAGGACGACGAGCCUGCUCCUAACAACUAG